Messenger RNA from Polypterus senegalus (gray bichir), 7845 nucleotides. It is a transcript of the gene lamc1, whose product is annotated as laminin, gamma 1. The transcript has 28 exons. Gene Ontology annotation, molecular function: extracellular matrix structural constituent. The coding region runs from base 334 to 5112 and encodes 1592 amino acids. NCBI's taxonomy places the organism in Eukaryota, Metazoa, Chordata, Cladistia, Polypteriformes, Polypteridae. The record is from RefSeq and is a predicted model, not a curated record.
GGGAGGGUGUAGCCUGGCCGACGUCUGCUUUUUUCCUCCCUUAAUGAGCAAACUUUUUUUUGCCAUGGCGUUGUCUCCAAGUAAGAAACAGUGAGAAAGUGAGUGUGCUGGAGUUUGGGAGCUGGACAGGAAUACGACGGGAGGAGGAGGUGGUAGAAGAAGAAGGAGACAGAAAGAGGACAAGCGGAGGGAACUUUUAAUAGUUUUAGUCGGGGUUCCGUUAAACCUACUUUGUUUUAUUCGUUUUCAUUUUUUUUUUUUUUAAGUUCGACCUCCCACGAACCCUUUUUAGAUUUUUUUAAUAACAGAAUUUUCCUUAACCAAGAAAGGAACAUGUUUGCAAUGUUUCAUGUUUUCAUUCUAUUGACUGUACCUUGCUACAUUUAUGGUGCUAUGGACGAGUGUGUUGACGAUUGGCACCGUCCUCAGCGCUGUAUGCCAGAGUUUGUGAAUGCUGCUUUCAAUGUGACCGUUGUGGCCACCAACACUUGUGGAUCUCCUCCGGAAGAAUACUGCGUACAAACUGGGGUAACCGGGGUCACCAAAUCGUGCCACAUCUGCAACGCCGGGGACCCCCGUCAGCACCACGGCGCCGUCUACCUCACAGAUUACAACAACCAAGCCGACACCACCUGGUGGCAAAGUCAAACCAUGCUAGCUGGCAUCCAGUACCCCAGCUCCAUAAACCUAACCCUGCACCUCGGAAAGUCUUUUGACAUCACCUAUGUCCGACUCAAGUUUCACACCAGCCGGCCAGAGAGCUUUGCAAUUUACAAACGUGCAAGUGAAGAUGGCCCUUGGAUUCCAUACCAGUAUUACAGUGGCUCAUGUGAGAAGACUUACCAAAAGCCAAACCGUGGAUUCAUCCGGACUGGGGAGGAUGAGCAACAAGCUCUUUGUACUGAUGAGUUUAGUGAUAUUUCUCCCCUCACUGGAGGCAACGUUGCUUUUUCCACAUUAGAAGGCCGACCAAGUGCCUACAAUUUUGACAACAGCCCUGUAUUGCAGGAUUGGGUAACUGCCACGGACAUUAGAGUCACUCUAAACCGGUUAAACACCUUUGGUGAUGAAGUUUUUAAUGACCCAAAGGUUUUGAAAUCCUAUUACUACGCCAUCUCUGAUUUUGCAGUGGGUGGAAGAUGCAAGUGUAAUGGCCAUGCCAGUGAGUGUGUGAAAAAUGAACAUCAGAGAUUAGUAUGUAACUGCAAACACAACACAUUUGGCAGCGACUGUGAAAAAUGCAAGCCUUUCUACAACGACCGGCCCUGGAGAAGGGCAACUGCUGAGAAUGCCAACGAAUGUCUACAAUGCAACUGUAAUGGAAACUCUCGUGAAUGUAAAUUUGACCCAGACCUUUACCGUGAAACUGGUCAUGGAGGCCGAUGUGUGAACUGUGCUGAUAACACAGAUGGUCCAAACUGUGAACGCUGCCGUGACAACUACUACAGGCAAGGAGGAGAUGGGCGUUGUCUAUCCUGCAGCUGUAAUCCAGUUGGGUCCUUGAGCACACAGUGCGAUAUCUACGGGCGUUGCAGUUGUAAAGCAGGAGUGAUGGGAGAGAAAUGUGAUCAUUGCCAGCCAGGAUAUCACUCACUCACAGAGGCUGGUUGUAGACCCUGCUCUUGCAAUCCUUCUGGAAGUACCCAAGAAUGUGAUGUAAAUACUGGACAGUGCCAAUGUAAAGACAAUGUGGAGGGCUUCAGCUGUGACAGAUGCAAGCUGGGCUAUUUCAACUUGGACCCACUGAACCCUCAAGGCUGCACUGCCUGCUUUUGCUAUCAUCAUUCUUCUGUCUGUGAGAGUGCAAGUGGCUACAGCGUUUAUAAGAUUACAUCCACCUUUGACAUAGAUGCUGAAGGCUGGAGAGCGGAGCAGCGUGAUGGAUCAGAAGUAUUAGUUCAGUGGUCCACCAGUCGGGAGAUAUCUUUAAAAUCUGAUGAUUACACCCCCAUUUACUUUAUUGCACCAGAUAAAUUUUUGGGAAACCAUGAGCUUAGUUAUGGUCAGAACAUCACUUUCAGCUUCCGUGUAGAGCGCAUUGAUACACGCCUGUCUGCUGAGGAUGUAGUGCUGGAAGGGGCUGGAUUGCAUGUUGCUGUACCUCUUAUUGCUCAGGGUAACUCUUAUCCUAAUGAGAACAAGCAGACUUACGUUUUCAGGCUGCAUGAUGUUACUGACUACCCUUGGAGACCAAGCCUUAACCACUCUGACUUCCAAAAGCUGCUUCAUAAUUUAACGGCUAUUAAGAUCCGUGGCACCUACAGUGGAAAAAGUGCUGGGUUUUUGGAUGAUGUUACAUUAACAAGUGCUCGACCUGGAAUUGGAGUCCCUGCAACUUGGGUCGAAAGGUGCAUCUGUCCAACAGGUUACUUAGGACAGUUUUGUGAAAAGUGUGCACCUGGGUAUAAGAGGGCAAACCCCAGCAGAGGCCCCUUUAGUCCAUGUGAGCCUUGUAAUUGCAAUGGGCACAGCGAAACCUGUGAUGCAGAAACUGGUAUUUGUAACUGCAGAGACCACACAGCAGGACCAAAUUGUGAAAGAUGUGAGGAUGGCUAUUAUGGUGAUGCAACUCAAGGAACCUCUACCGACUGUGAGGCCUGCCCCUGCCCUGGUAGCUCUACUUGUGCUGUGGUUCCAAAGACUAGGGAGGUUGUUUGUACCAAUUGUCCUAUUGGGACUACAGGCCGGCGAUGUGAGCUUUGUGAUGACGGCUAUUUUGGAGACCCUUUGGGGAGGAACGGUAGUGCCAGAGCCUGCAGAGUAUGUGCAUGUAACAAUAACAUAGACCCCAAUGCAGUUGGCAACUGUGACAGGCAGACUGGCGAGUGCCUCAAGUGCAUUUACAACACAGCUGGUUUCUACUGUGAUCGCUGCAAGCAAGGAUUUUUUGGGAAUCCCUUAGCGACAAAUCCAUCUGAGAAGUGCCAGCCCUGUAAUUGCCUUUCCUAUGGAACAGUCAACAGUGAAACUACCUGCUCUCAGGUCACGGGUCAAUGCGAAUGUCUGCCACAUGUCACAAAACGGGAUUGCAGUGCCUGUGAACCAGGAUAUUACAACUUGUAUAGUGGGCAAGGCUGUAAGAGAUGUGACUGUAGUGCCAUUGGCUCCACAAAUGGUCACUGUGAUGUCCGAAGUGGCCAGUGCGAAUGCCAGCCUGGUGUUACUGGUCAGCAGUGUGACAGAUGUGAGGUUCAUCACUUUGGCUUUGGUCCUGAUGGCUGCAAGCCUUGUGACUGUGAUCCUGAGGGUUCCCAAACAUUGCAGUGUAAAGAAGAUGGCCAGUGUGAAUGCAGAGAAGGCUUUAUUGGCAACCGAUGUGACAUGUGUGAGGAGAACUACUUUUACAAUCGCACACGACCUGGUUGUCAAGAGUGUCCAGCAUGCUAUUCUCUGGUGAAAGAAAAGGUAAACCAGCAAAGACAGAAAUUGCAUGAAUUGGAAUCUCUCAUUGACAAUUUGGGCUCAAGUCACAAUACAGUAAGUGACAAGGCUUUCGAAGAACGUCUCAGAGAUGCUGAAAAUGAAAUAAUGAAGUUGGUUGAAGAGGCUCAAAACAGCAGAGAUAUUGACCAGAGCCUUCUUGACCGGCUGGCUGAAAUUAAUAACACCUUAACAACUCAGUGGGGCAGGCUUCAGAACAUUCGAAAGACAGUGGAAAGCACUUCAGAGCUUGCAGAUAAUUCUCAGAAACGUGUCCAGGAUGCAAAGAUGCUCAUUGAGAAAGCUCGCAAUGAGCUAGAAAAGGCAAAAGAUGCCAUCUCUAAAGUGGAUAUUCAGCCUCCAUCUUCAACUGGUGAUCCUAACAACAUGACUGUUUUGGCGGAGGAAGCACGAAAGCUGGCAGAUAAACAUAAGCAGGAAGCUGAUGAAAUUGAGAAAACCGCAAAAAAAGCAAAUGACACCUCUAAUGAAGCAUACAACUUGCUACAGAAUUUAUUGACAGGUGAAGAACAAAUCAACAAUGAUAUUAAAGAGCUCAACAGAAAAUAUAAUGAAACAAAAAAUAUUGCGAAAGAUCUUGAAAAGCAGGCCAACAAAGUUCAUGCUGAAGCUGAUGAAGCAGGUAACAAGGCUUUGCAGAUCUAUGCUAAUCUGACUAGCAUACCUCCUGUGGAUACAGAAGCAUUAGAAAAUGAAGCUAAAAAAAUCAAGAAAGAAGCAGCAGAACUGGAUUCCCUCAUAGACCAAAAAGCUAAAAUCUACGAGGACCUAAGAAAUGACUUGCGAGCUAGAGAGAUGGAAGUGCAGAAUCUUCUGGACAAGGGCAAAACAGAACAGCAAACAGCUGAUCAGUUGCUGGCAAGGGCAGAUGCAGCUAAAGCUCUAGCGGAAGAAGCAGCAAAAAAAGGAAAGAACACAUACCAGGAAGCACAGGACAUCCUAAAUAACUUGAAAGACUUUGACAAGCGUGUAAAUGACAAUAAAACUGCUGCAGAGGAAGCUAUGAAAAAGAUCCCAGGGAUCAAUGCAACGAUUAUUGCUGCCAAUUCAAAGACAAAACAAGCUGAAUCGUCCCUAGGAAAUGCUGCAGCUGAUGCCAGGGAGGCUAAAAACAAGGCGGACGAAGCAGAAAAAAUAGCCAAUGCUGUGUUAAAGAAUGCCAAUAAAACAAAGUCUGAAGCUGAGCAAACACUCGAUAACACAAUGAAGCUGGACGAUGAUGUCAAAGACUUCAUGGAUCAGUUGGCUGCUGCCGAGGCAGACUUGCAGAAGAAGAAGGAAGAUGCUGACCAUGACAUGAUGAUGGCAAAUAUGGCAUCUAAACUUGCCCAGGAUGCUGAAGACAACGCUAGAAAGGCAAAAAAUUCUGUGAAAGGAGUGCUGACCACCAUUAAUGACCUACUCAGGCAGUUAGGGAAUAUCGAUAAUGUGGACCUAAACAAACUGAAGGAUAUUGAGGAUUCACUGGCUAGAGCCAAGAACCAGAUGAAGGACAAUGAUCUUGAACGCAAGCUGGCUGACUUGAAUGAAGCGGCCAAGCAGCAGGAUGAAAUGAUUAAAGAUUAUGACAGGCAAAUUCAGGAAAUUAAAGCAGACAUUAGUAACCUAGAAGACAUCAAAAAUACUUUACCAUCUGGCUGCUUUAACACCCCUUCUAUAGAAAAGCCUUAAACCAACCUACCAAGGCCAAGGGGGGUGGCUGCAGUACUUCCUGUUGCAUUGUUUGCUCCGCCCCUAACCAACCCCCCCAACCCCCCGUUUAAUAAAUUACCUGAAGUGACAGUGCCUUACUGUACCAAAACAUUUUUUUAUAUUUUUUAUUAAAUUAAAACUGGAUGGAUUCUAAUAUAAAACAAUUACAAAUCUGAUUGAGUGCAAAGGGCAGAAGAAUACCAUAAAGUGCAGCUUUUAUUUCAUGAGAUGAAGCAUAAAAUUUGAAGCCGUGUUCAUGGUCUGUUGUGUCUGGUGCCGAGAAUGUGGCGAAGGAGACCAGAACUACAGUGUAGAACCCCAAAGACUGCAUCACUGCAACUCUCCCUUUAGGUCCAUGCUGCUCAAACCAAGACCGGUUUGUUUUUAUCCUGCAGGGAUUUGGAUACGCGGCAUGCACAGCCUUUUGAAUCUGUUAGGUAGCUAGCUAGUGCCAUAUUCGUAUAUAUUAGGACUUGUUUAAGGAAUCUGGAUUAAAAUAAGCUGAUCUGUCUGAUGGCAAAAGAUUCAUCAGAGUUAUUCUUCACGGGUGUGCGUGUGUGUCUAUACGUGUGUAAUAAUUGCACACAUGCAGAUGAGCGUGCAUCUCUGCACAAUUACUUCCAGGUUUUGUCCUAACGCCUAGCAGAUUUGACAAGACUUUUUAUAAAUAGCAGUGAAGGAUUUUCAUUUUUAUUUUUUAUUUUAUUUUUUUUUUUUUAACUUUUUUUAUGUUGCAUAAAAUCAUAUUUUAUACCCAAUACCCUCUGUGCUUUAAUUUCUGCUUGUUGCAGAAAAGCACUAAUCAUAUUCAAAUAUGUAAUUAUUUUAACCAAAUCCACAAUCUUUAGUGUACAUGAAGAUACUGGUGGAUGCCUUCAGCAAAUAUGAAUUUAUAUUUGUACAAUUUUUUAAAAUAGUCCAUCAGUUUUCUUCCCAUUUUUUAAAGCUGCUGCUUCAUACUAGGGUAUUUUGCAAAUCAUUGAGCAAAAUAAACUCACACUAUGCAACUGUACAUUUGCGUAAAAAACCUUAUCUGAUACACUGGUGCUAUUAAUUAUUUCAAAUGUUAUAUUUUUGUGUGAAUGUGUUUUUUAUGAUAUAGAGUGAGCAUAUGUUUUUGUUAUUUUUGUGUAAAUAUAAUCUUUAUUACUUCAAAACUGAUAGGACACAUAAGUAUCCCUCUAACCGUCUGCCUUCUCUCUGUCCCACACACAUAGGGCUAUGAAGUGGCACUACAGACACCUGUGUGUGGAAACACUCGAGCAUUCCGGCUUACAGUUUUCCGUUUUCGUUGUGGCAGUCACUAUAGGCUGGUUUUUCAGUGUUUAUUCAUCAUAAACCCCCUGAACUUGAGAGAUUCCAACUCUUAUCAGAAAUGCGCUGAACACUUUUCCUAGACUGGCAGUAUUUUUAGUGUUAAGGCUUUCCCACCCCACUGAGUUUACAUUUGCAACAGCAUCACAAUUUUCAUAUACUGGCUGCUGAUUCGUUUUUUUUUUUUUUCUUCCUGUAACAAAAUAUAUGGUAUUAUCUGUCUUAUAUUCUUCUGUUAGUCAUAAUCGGUCAAUCAUUAAUUAUCCUAGCUGUGCUGUAUAGCAGUGCACACGGCGUUAUAAGUAUAUUUUACCACUAAUGUCUGGUACAUGCUCCAUAUAUCUGUUAACACUGUGGUGUAAUCUUCCUUUCUACACAGUCUUCUUUUUUUGGUUUGUUUUGGUUUUUUUUACUUUUUUUUUCCCUGAUGUGCUUCUCACGUCGAUUGUGUGGCAGUGGAGGAGAUUUACCAAAAGAGAGAUUUUCCUUUAUUGUUGGAAACCAUUCUCAGCAGUGUACUAUCUAAAGUUUGUUUGUAAUUUGCCUUUCACAAUUGUGUAAAUAAACAUAUUUUUCUUCCACUUUCUAAUUUUUUCAGUACCAAGGAUUUUAUUAUAUAAAAUUUUAUUACAAUUGUAUAGACUAAAAAAAUUUCCUAAAUAAGGCACAAUUUAGCAAUUUAUUUUCAUUUGGCUUCCAUGCCAUUUGUCAUAUUCAGUUGUAUUCUGGUUAAAAACAAAUACAAGCAAAUAACCAGACGAGUGUAAUCUUCAUUUCUGUGCCUUUUAUUAUAUAUUGUCAUAUGACUAUUUAUAACACUACAAACUGUCAUCAUGUGUUCCUCUUUUCAUUGCUUACAGUAUUUAUCGCUGUACUGUAUCGUCCUGCUCAAAAAGAGAAGCUCUUUACUCUUCCACACCCACAAAUGCCCGUUUCUCCUCUCGUGCCCUGUGUUUGUGUAUUAGCUGUGCCUCGCCAGCCUCUUCCCCUCCCCGGGUUACUCCUCCUGCUCUCUCCGCUCUGCCAUCCCGACUGUGAACUCACUCUUCUGUAGACUUCAGCUGCACCAAUGGCCGUAAUCAUGCCAUUAAGGAAUGAUGUGCAACACUUAUACAGUUUUAUGUAUAAAACAGUAUUUCUUAUUUAUAAAGUUUGAAUAUUUGUAAUCUUUUUUUUUUUUUUUUCCUCUUAAAUCCAGGUUCUUUUUGUGUGUUGCACAGCCGUUGUAAUGGUGUGAAUUCAGAACUCGCUGCUUUCAUUGUUUUGGUUCAUAUUGUAUUCUUCCUAUAGCAAACACCUUUUCAGAUGCAAUAGCAUUCAAAAGCCUGAUGACAUUUUUGUUAAUUAAUAUUUUGCCUGUAAAUCGUACCAUUUAAAACAAUAAAAUAAUGUAAUAUA